AUGCGUACACACGUGCGCCUCGAGUCGCGUCUCAAGACGGUUUACGUGCGGCGACGUACCGCGACCCGGGUGGGGGGAGUAACAACAACAAAAAAAGGUACGCAGGUAUGCGCUGCAGUUGCGGCGGGAAAGGGAGAGAAAUGUCCGAGAAGCCGGGGACCGGCUGAUGUCGGUGUCCCGCCGCUGGUGCUCGUCACGCGUGCGACUGUCUACGCUGCUGUACGGCGCUCUUAUCACCUUAUCAUUGAGGGUGGAUUCGCAUCGCGAUGUGUUUCGAUACAGUAUGGAUUUUUCGAUAACUUCUUGAUAUCGUGCGAGGUAGAUAUGAAGCAUGAUUGA
Molecule: messenger RNA, 339 nt
Organism: Arctia plantaginis
Lineage: Eukaryota; Metazoa; Arthropoda; Insecta; Lepidoptera; Erebidae
Source: the annotation of a GenBank genome assembly